AUGCGCCUGGAGAGGUUCCCGGUUAGGGCCGGCGCGCCGCCUCACCGCUCGGCGGCGGCCGCAAAUCAGCGGCAGGUGGCGCCGAGACGUUUCAUUAAGGGGCCGCCGCCGCCGCCGCCGCCGCCGCCCCAGACCCCGCGGUGUGCGGCAGCUGACCAACCAGUGGACCGCGAAAUAGGAGGAGGAGGAAGAGGAGGAGGAGGAGGAGGCGGAGGGCACAGAUGGGAAGAGGGAGCGGCGUUCCGGACCGGCGCGCGCGCUCUGCUGGAAGGAGCGCCGCCUCCUUUGGGAGGCAUAACACGGGGCAUGCAGUCGCCCGCAGCGGCUGUGGCGGGAGCCCGGGGCUGUCGCGACGCUGCCACGGGCACAGUGGCGCGCCUGGCGUCGCACGUGGGAAGACGGGGCGCGCGCUGCGCUGCGUCGCGGCUGCCGGCGCGUGGCGAGGCGCGGGAGCGUCGCGGCGCGGCUAACGCGCGGCGGGCGACAUCGGCCGCCACUCCGCAGCCGUGGGAACCCGCAGCCAGCAGCCGCAGACCGACUUAA
This is a messenger RNA of Schistocerca cancellata (South American locust), 543 nucleotides long. Its product is annotated as vasodilator-stimulated phosphoprotein-like. The coding region runs from base 1 to 543 and encodes 180 amino acids. Lineage: Eukaryota; Metazoa; Arthropoda; Insecta; Orthoptera; Acrididae. The record is from RefSeq and is a predicted model, not a curated record. The transcript has 3 exons.